Podarcis raffonei (Aeolian wall lizard) is the source of this 1710-nucleotide messenger RNA. RefSeq names its product perilipin-3-like. The record is from RefSeq and is a predicted model, not a curated record. NCBI's taxonomy places the organism in Eukaryota, Metazoa, Chordata, Lepidosauria, Squamata, Lacertidae. The coding region runs from base 334 to 1578 and encodes 414 amino acids. The transcript is spliced from 7 exons. Gene Ontology annotation, cellular component: lipid droplet; cytosol. Gene Ontology annotation, biological process: lipid storage; positive regulation of triglyceride storage.
GCUGAAGAAACAAUGGGAACUCCCAUCACUUGCAACCCUGGUGGUUUCUCCCCAUGACCCGUCUUAGACAGUGGCAAAACGCCGCCAUCUUUCCUGAAACCAUCCUCAUUCACCCUGGGGAUGAAGUUUGAAACCAUGGCAGCGGUAGCCUCUUCCUGAGAGCCAAUGUAGUCCUCCUCUAAUGGGAAAUGCCCAAAAUGUUAACAUAGGAAUCCCUCAGCGUGAAGAAUAAGCCCAAUGGAAUAAUCCAGUCUUCCUCCUCCAAGUCCAAAGUAGUUGUUGCUCUGGGGAAAAACGGUAAUAGGGUCACCUUCUGUGACCACGGAACGCAUCAUGUCUUCUGCGAAGCCAGAACCGUCUGCUACGUCUUCAGAGACCUCUGACGACAGUCUCGAGGAUGAGAAUGUCUUGAAGAGAGUUGGCAGCCUCCCCUUGGUGUGCUCUGUUUGCGACUUAGUUUCUUCAAACUACACCUCCAUCAAGAGAAAAAGCUCCUACCUUCAGACAGUGUGUGGCGGGGCAGAGAAAGGCAUGAAAACCAUCACUGGAGCUGCCAUCAACAAGGCACAGCCACUUCUGACUACAUUUGAACCUCAGAUUGCAACAGCAAACAGGUUCGCCUGCCGGGGCUUAGAUACAGUGGAAGAGAAGAUGCCCAUCCUUCAACAGACGGCUGAUCAGGUUGUCUCUGGUACGAAGGAGAUGAUGUCUUCUAAAGUCACAUGUGCAAAGAGCGCCAUGACCCGCAGGCUAUCGGGGAUGGUUGACAUGACCAGAGAUGUUGUCCAGGGUAGCGUGAGGACCACAACGUCCAUGGUGACUGGGAGUAUGAGCCUGUUGAUGGGGACGAGAGUUGGCCAGAUGGCCAGGACCAGUGUGGACACCAUGCUGGGCAGGUCCCAUGCAUUUAUAGAUCACUAUCUCCUGGUUGCCGAUGAUGAUAUGAAUGAGACUCGGACAUGUUCUAAAUGUGGAUUAGGGGAUUCCAGGGAGGAAGUGCAGGCACAGAUCAGGUGCGAAGGGUACAUGGUCUGCUUGCUUUCCUUGCUGAACAAAUUCCAACACUAUGCUUCGAUGCAGUCUCAGCGCCGCAUCAGCCACACGUGCCAAAGCCUCCAAAAGGUCACGGAAAACUGCUAUGCGGAAUGGAAGGCUUGGCUGGCCGCCUUGUACUAUACGGUCACACUCCCUCUGAGGACCAUCUACCUGAUCAUCCUCUUCAGUGUGGAAGAAUUAUCCUCCCAGUUUCACGAGAAUGUCCCCCAGGCCUCUUACGCCCUCGAAGAACUCAAGAUGGCACUCUCCACCCUAGAAUGCCUGCAGGAUCUCUGCCGAAGAAUCUUCACCCGAGUGUGGGAGAGAAUGUCCGAGGAGGAGAACCUGAACGCGCUUUUGAACUACGUGUCGCAAUCCCUGCCCUUUUGCUUCUUCACAAACAGCUGCAGAUGCAAGACCUGCCCGGGCAGUGCCCUUAGGGCCCUCAAGAUUGCGCGGAGCGGGCAGGCGUCUCGAAGCACCCUUUCUGGGCAGCAGGAAUCCAGGACCGGCUUCCUGGCAGCAGCAACCCCAACCACCUGAGCCCUCCGGGGUCACCUGUAGAAGGCAGAGGGAGAAGCAUGCAAUGUGGACUUGAGGGCAUUUUUAAAGGGCUUGGUUCUUAGAUUAAAUCCUAGGCACAACAGCAGCCUGGCAGUAAAUGAGUGAAUUAGA